Molecule: messenger RNA, 1614 nt
Organism: Aspergillus ochraceoroseus IBT 24754
Lineage: Eukaryota; Fungi; Ascomycota; Eurotiomycetes; Eurotiales; Aspergillaceae
Product: glycoside hydrolase family 72 protein
Exons: 4
Coding region: 1-1614 (537 amino acids)
Biological process (GO): fungal-type cell wall (1->3)-beta-D-glucan biosynthetic process
Cellular component (GO): fungal-type cell wall; cytoplasm
Molecular function (GO): 1,3-beta-glucanosyltransferase activity
Source: RefSeq, a predicted model, not a curated record
AUGAAGCUUUCUGUCGCCCUCGCUGGCGCUGCCCUCUUGGGCCGUGCCCUGGCGGACGUGCCCGAGAUUGUGAUCAAGGGCAAUAAAUUCUUCUACUCCAACAACGGUACUGAAUUUUACAUUCGAGGUGUUGCCUACCAGCAGGAUUACAACUCAAACGGUACUGCCGAGGCCAACCAGGACUACACGGACCCCCUCGCCGAUGACUCCAACUGCGAGCGUGAUAUCCCAUACCUGAAGCAGCUGCGCACCAACGUCAUCCGAACCUACGCCGUGAACCCGUCCGUUAGCCACGACCGCUGCAUGGGAUUGUUGGCGGAUGCGGGUAUCUACCUGAUUACCGAUCUUUCGUCUCCUUCAGACUCCAUCAACCGCGCCGACCCCCAGUGGAACACCGAUCUUUACACUCGCUACACCAGCGUGAUUGAUGCCUUCGCCAACUACACCAACGUGAUUGGGUUCUUUGCCGGAAAUGAAGUCGCCAACAACCAGACCAACACCAACUCCAUUGCCUUUGUCAAGGCCGCUGUGCGGGAUAUGAAGGCCUACAUCAAGAAGAACCACCGUUCCUCCCUCGCGGUGGGAUACGCCACCGACGACAACGCCGAUCUUCGCGCGUCCUUGGCCUCGUACCUGGUUUGCGGCGACGAGGGCAGCCGUAUCGACAUGUUUGGUUACAACAUCUACGAAUGGUGUGGUGACUCCAGCUUCAAGACCUCCGGAUAUCAGGCGCGCACCGAGGAGUUCCAGGAUUACCCCGUUCCAGCUUUCUUCUCCGAGUACGGCUGCAUUCACCCCCGCCCUCGCAAGUUCACCGACGUCCCCGUUCUGUUCGGCCCCCAGAUGAAUGACGUGUGGAGCGGUGGUAUUGUCUACAUGUACUUCCAGGAAGUCAACGACUACGGUUUGAUUAGUCUGGAUGGCAGCUCGGUUGUCACCCAAUCCGAUUUCUCCUACCUCUCGUCGCAAAUGCAGAAGGUUACUGCCACCGGGGUAAACAGCAACUCCUAUACCCCGACUAACACCGCCAUCCCCUCUUGCCCCGCCGUGAACGGCAGCUGGGAAGCCGCCGAAGCCCUUCCUCCUACCCCGAAUGCCAAGCUUUGCUCUUGCAUGCAAUCGACUCUGACUUGCCAGGUGAAGGACUCCGUGGAUUCCUCUGCUUAUGGUGAUAUCUUUAGUUAUCUCUGCGGUAUAGAUGGUGGCAAGUACUGUGAUGGUAUCACUGCCGAUGCUGUCAACGGCACCUAUGGAGCCUACAGCGUGUGCCCUGACAAGGAGAAGCUCUCUUUUGUUAUGACCCAGUACUACCGAGCCCAGGGCAAUGACAGCAGCGCCUGUGACUUCAAGAGCCGGGCUUCCGUCGUCAGCGCCUCUGGUGCCGGGGAUGACUGCACCACCUUGCUUGAGCAGGCCGGCAGCAGCGGUACUGGCAAUGUCUCCACUCCUGCAGGUGGUGUUGGUGGUAGCUCUAACUCUAGCUCCAGUGAGAAGACCUCUGACUCUGCUGCUGGUAUCGGUGCUACCCCCAUCGCUGUUUAUGUGGGCAACCUGCAGCUGGGCGUGUACUUUGUCGCCGCUCUUGUUGCGGGACUGGGCAUGAUUGCCUUGUAA